UCCUCUGGUAUACAAACUGAUGAGGUGUGCUAUGGCAGGAGGUGGCAGUUUCCAUCUAAUUAUAUACCCUUACGUUAUACUGGACCGAUAUACUUUACUGAAAGUAAUACGGAAUCCAAAAAAGUUGUUAUAAAUUAUGGGAUGGCAAUAGACGCACGCUUCAGAGUCUUUCCUGGCUCAAUUUAUCUUACAGAUGUAGAAAAAAGAGAUGAAGGAAUUUAUUCUGUCUCAUCUGGUGGCUACCAGCGACAAGAUGUUGUUGAACUGAAAGUCUUGGAAUGUGCUGAAAAUGUCACAAGGGAUUACUACGAUACUUGGGAGUACUCUAUCCCUAGACGGGCUGAAAUCCUGGAGUUUACUCCCCUUCACAGUCCGGACCAGCCAAAGAUCCUGUGGAAUCGCACAGACUCUCAGAUCAGAGAAAGCAGAGCUGAGGUGAAAAACGGUAAUUGGCAGCUGUCUUACCUCACUCAGGCAGACAGUGGGUACUACAACUUCAGGGAUAAGAACCACUCUGUGUUGGCCAAGGUGCUGCUCAAAGUACAAGGUCAGUCACUAACAGAACAAACCAGACACUAUGAAACAAGGUGGAAUGAGCACAUUCUCAUUGAAUACCCUCGGGGUCCUAAGAAGUGGACCAUGACUUUUACACCUGAGGGCCAAAUGAAUCCCGAAACACUGAUGAAUGGCAGUCUGAUCAUAAAAGAUAAUCGCUUUUCUGGCAGAAUUCGUGCAGUGAUGGAUGGCAUAAUUAUAAAUUCUACAGAAAUUAGAGACUCUGGCACCUUUGAGUUCAGAGACCCAGAAGGCAACCUGAUCUUGAGGGCUCAGCUUGAAGUGAGCCCUGGUAAGCAACAGAGCAUUUCUCCUCAUAGAGUAGAAUUUAUAUUUAUGGCUGUUAUUGCCUUGAUUGUCGUCGGAAACAUCUGCUGUUGCUGUUGUUACAAAAAGUGCUGUAAAAGGGACAAGUCUGCUCCUCAGACUGCAGCCUCACCUGCACCUGCCGUAUAUGGUCAUAUUGAGAAUCAACCUGCGUGCCCAAGUUACUCACAUCCUUCAGCUUUGUCUUAUCAGCCUGUGAAUCCUCAUAUUUCUACACAACCUUCAGCUACCUCCUCUGAGCCACCGAUGCACCACAAAGUGAAUAUCCAUGAGAACCCUGCUCAGCCUGAGACAGUCAUGGAUGGCAUAGAAAUGAAUGCUGUAGAAGCAAUAGACUCUGGCACCUUGGAGUUCAGACACCCAGAAGGCGACCUGGCCUUGAGUGGACAGCUUGAAGCGAAUCGAGGCCUUGCAAAUGUUGAAAAUUAUGAAGUGGAGUAUGGAAACAGAUUCAGGAUGAGGGUGUCAAGAAGGGUUCACUUUAUCGAGUUCAUCCCCAAGAACAAAUCAGAAGGGACGAUCUUGUGGGAACGUGACGAAGAUCAGCCCAAAGAGGGCAGUAGAUGGAAGAUGACUGAGACCUCAUAUACCAUCAGUUCUUUAGCCCAAAAAGACAGUGGCCGCUACAUAUUCAAAGACAACCAUGGGGAAUUGAUGCAUGCGAAGAUCAUUGACGUAAAAGAGGUCACAAAGAGCUAUACCCUGGAGACUAAUGAAGUCCUGGACGUCACUUUUGAUCUGGAACCGCACUCCUGCAACAUUUACUUCUUCCCUGGUGAAAACAGUAAGACUGCAAUAGUCCUUAAGGGCAGGCUGCAGCAUGAUCUGAAACAAGUGGAUUGCGUGGGGUUUGAGCUUUUAAAGCCAUGUGGGAUUGUACACAGGGCCAUCCAAAAGACAUGCAGGGGACGGUUUGAAGUCAGAGAUGAUAAUGAUGACAAAGCCUUGGUAGUGUUCCUGGAAAUGGAAGAGCCACAGUUCAGUCAGGCUUACCUCGGUAUUGGUGGUGGUGCGUUGUUCUUCACACUGUGCUGGUGUUGCUGCAAGUACUGCUGUUGUGGUGAGAGCUCCUCAGCAAAGGACAACUCAGAAGAAGCUGCAGAGAAUGAUAGCGAGCCUGCUGUGUAUUACCAUGAGUUUGAGCCUGUGGGUCCGGGAUCAAACCAGCGCUGUGAACUCUCUAAUCCACCCAACACUGAUGAGGCUCCUGAUGCUCCAGUUGACCCGCUGAUACACAGUUCUGCUGCUAUGGAGGCUCCACCUGCUUAUUGUGAGGUUACACCGCCGGCGAAGCAGGAAGAGGCUCCAACCAUCACUCCCACCUCCGACCCUGAGCCACGGUUUGAAUUGAAGGGGACAAUUUUCAAUUCUGGUCCGCCACUCAGCUCAGCCUCAACGUACUGUGAUGUUUAUACCUCAGAAAAAUUCAACUUCUUCUAAAAGUCUUGAUUUUGAACUGUGUUCUUUAGUAUGGUGACGAAGGGAUAAUUUGACAUUUCAGGGAAUAGGAUUGCCUGACAUCUUUGAGCCAAGAAAAAAAAAUUGUUUUGUAACCACUGGUAAAUUUACAAAUUUAUGUUUCUACAGAUAGUUUUUUAUGGAUAAAAAAAACCUUUAGAACCAAAAACAUUUUGAAGCUUGUGUCUUCACUGCUGCCUGCUGUGGUUCCAUAUUUAUCAAGGAGAAAGAAAAUAUGUGUUUUCAGAUCUUCCUCUGUCUUUUUGUUUUUUAUGUUGUGAUUUUUAAGGGAUACUGCACAUUAAUUAACACUACUGUAAAUAAAUUUUUCUGUUCUCUAUAGUUCUGUCAGGAAUACGUUCUGCAUUACAGACCACUGUGAAUGUGAUAUUUUCAGGGAUGAUAUAUGUAGUAGACACGCUGCAAUAACUUUAAAACUGAGGUUUUACAGUUAAAUGUGGAAUCUGAGUCAUAAUAACUUAAAUAAGGGAACUGUUUUUAGCUCCUGAGAAACAUGCAUUCACAGUUUGUAUGAAAUGUGAGACUGCUAAUGAAGACGCUUAUUUUAGACUUUUUUGUUAUUGUUGCUUGUAUGAAGAGUUCAUAUCUUAGUAUUUAAUCAUAUCUUGUACACAAAAAGCAAACUUAGAAAUGCAAGGGCCAUCAAUAUGGAAAUAUUUCUAUGCCUUACCAAAGACCUACCCUCCUGACAUGUGGUUUAUGUUUUGCUUUUAUAUAUUUGAUGUAUUUGUGUCCAUAUGUGGGAACUUUUGAUCUGUCACAUUUAGUUACAAGUGCAAUACCCCUUCAUCCUGUGAAAGUACUGUCGAUUGUGUGUAUUGUGUGUAUGUUAUUUCAGCACUUUCUGAGAAGACUAUAUGCUGUAAAACCUUUUAAAAAACCCUUAAGGACAUAUCAGCAUGUAUUUAGACAUCUGUUACAUUAAAGCUAGCAUUAUCCUACCUCUA
This is a messenger RNA of Neolamprologus brichardi, 3308 nucleotides long. The record is from RefSeq and is a predicted model, not a curated record. Lineage: Eukaryota; Metazoa; Chordata; Actinopteri; Cichliformes; Cichlidae.